Molecule: messenger RNA, 730 nt
Organism: Corylus avellana
Lineage: Eukaryota; Viridiplantae; Streptophyta; Magnoliopsida; Fagales; Betulaceae
Source: RefSeq, a predicted model, not a curated record
CUUUUCCCCCAUAUCACCACCUCUCUGCCUCUUGUCACAGUCAUAUACACCAACACCUCUCGCUUUCUAUUUCUCUUUCUCUCUCUUUCUGAUCUCUCUUUCUAAAUAUGUGGAAAUCCUUUGUUACCUCCAUUAACAAACUUUCGUUUUAUGAAGUAGAAGAGUCUAGGAAGCCUUUUCUUAAUGCAAAACCUAUAUACAGAGAUGAGCUAGAGAAUAAGGCAUCAAAAAAGAAGGCAGAGAAGAAAAGAGACCCUUCUGCACAUUCAAAACCAAAAGAAGAUGGGAAGGAUUUUGAGAAGAAAAGCUAUGGAUCUAGUACUAGUGCUGACAAAAAGGAGGUGAUUACAGUAAAAGUCAGGAUGACAAAACAAGAAGCAGCUCGAAUGUUGUCCAAGUGCAAAGAUGGAGGGUUCCUUGACUUCAAAGAUGUGGCACAUGAGCUUGCGCACAUACCACCAGAUCGUGUUAAUAUUGUGUCAGCUGAAGCUAGAAAUGGUCAAGUGCUUAAGAGCAUCCCAGAAGAGGUUUAGAUGUAUUACUUUUAUUAAUGUUACUAUUGAUAGAAGAAUUCCCUAUUCUUUUCUCUUCUUUUUCCCCCUUCAAUCUUUUAUUAAUUCUUUUGGUAAGAGAACUGUUAAAACAAUCCAUAUAGACAUAUACCCUUUGUCUCAUCAGCUAGGAAGUCUUUGAUGGUUUAUCAAGGCAACUUCCAAUAUUUGUUAUAAAA